Molecule: messenger RNA, 1803 nt
Organism: Entrophospora sp. SA101
Lineage: Eukaryota; Fungi; Glomeromycota; Glomeromycetes; Entrophosporales; Entrophosporaceae
Source: the annotation of a GenBank genome assembly
AUGGAUAAUUCAAGUUGGUUAGAAUAUGUUAGUGAUCAUCCGGUUUUUUAUUCUGACAGUGUAAAAUUAUCAGGAGAUACAAUAGGAUUGGAGAAUUAUGGAAAACCAAAAAGAAAACAAUCAUGUAUAGCUAUUGAGGGAAAUAAUCUUAUAUUAGCUGUAGGAUCUGAAAUAAGAAUAUUAAAUUUAUUGGAGUUUAAAGAUGCUUGGCAAUAUGCAAAUGAAAAUGAUGAACUGCAUGAAAUGAUGUACAAUAUAUCUAAUGAUUGUAAUGAGCCAGAACAGAAAUUUUGUUUCAGUGAAAAUCCAGAAAAAACUUUUUCUUUUGGUGCUGAAAUACCAAAAGCAGUUUCUUUUUGUUUUGGUCAAGGUGAUAAAGGCUGGUCUAAUUUUACUGUAUAUGUUUUAUUUGAUAAUGGAGAUGUUUAUGCAAUGUGUCCAAUAGUACCAAAAAAUUGUAGAAUAUUUAUCGAGCAACUAAGUUGCAUAAUUUUUAAAAAAUAUCAAGAGGCUGAAAAACGGUUACCAUCUAAUUCAAAUCUUCAUAUGUAUGAUUAUUUGUAUAAUCAAUAUCAUUUGCAAUACAGAUGGAUUUGUGAUGUGUCUCAACAAAUUAGACCAUUUUCAAUGAGACCAAAUCCUUUGGAACUAUCACAUCAUCCUUUUGAUGCAAGUGACAUAAUCUAUUUAAAUACUCAACCCACUAGUGUAAUUGUUAUAGCUUCUAGUAAUGGUAGAUUAGAUAUCUUUCUUGAAGUUGAUAAAAUUGAAGCAUUUUGGAAAAUUCAGGGAUUAAACGAACUCAUUGACUCUCCAGUUCUUUUAUUAUAUGAAAGUAUUGAUUUAGGAUUUAUUAAAAGUUUUGUUACACCAACUUCAAAUAGUCCCUUCUCAAGUAAAAUUACAACUUCAUUAAAUCAUCCAGUUCUAUUAGAAGACCCUCAAUACAAAGACAUGUUUUAUGUGUGUAAUUUUGCAGGUGUUCAUGCAAUUCGACUUGGUUUAAUGAUAGUUGAUAAUGCUCAUCUAGGAUAUUUGGUUCUGAUAUUAACUUCCACGCUGCAACUAAAAGGAUUUCCUUUAGAGAGUAGAACCACACCAAUUAAAUUGUCAAUUGAUGAUGUUACUCGUUUGAAAAGUAUGGGAUUUCCCGAAACAGAUAAACUAGAGUUUCCAAUCAAACUACAAGAAGUUCUAACUUCUCAAGGAUUAACUCGUCAACCAAUUCUUUUGUCACAAAUUGGCAAUAAACAAUCAUCCAAAGAAUUUGAUAGGGUUAAUAGUGAAUUGAUAAGAGGAAUUUCGUUAACAAUUGUUAAUGAAAUAAUACCAAUUAAAUCUUCUGCUCACAUAUUAAUUAAUAGAAUAAAAUUACAAUUUCAAAUGAUAAAACAUCAAGCAGAUCUUUUACAGGAUCUUAAAAAUACCAUGGAAGAGAAUAAACAUGUUAAUUCAGAAUUGGAUGAUCGUGUAAAUAAAAUCAAACAAAAACAUUCUUUUCUAGAAAGUAAAGCCAAUCAAAUUCUUCAAAAAAGAAUAAUUCAAUCGAAUCCAAUUCUCGGAGAAUUUGAAAAUGAGUAUUUUGAUAUGUUAAAUCGAGUUCAAGAAGAUUUAAAUGAUGAAAAUGGUUUAAAAGCUAAAGUAAAACAGAUACAAUCACGGCACUCAAAACUUCAAUUACACAAAGUUGAGACUGCUUUAGACAAAGAGAUGGAACUUAUUGAAGAAGCAACAAGUAAAAUCCAUGUAGCACAAGAAAAACUAAAAAAUUUGAAUUUGGAUAAUAUUUCCAUAAAAGAGUAA